GCUGCAACAACAGCAGCAUCAGCGGCAGCAGCAAGAGCAGCAAUUGCAGCAGCAAGAGCAUCAGCUGCAACAACAAGAGCAUCAGCUGCAACAACAAGAGCAUCAGCGCCAGCAGCAAGAGCAGCAGCUGCAACAACAGCAGCAUCAGCUGCAACAACAGGAGCAUCAGCUGCAACAACAGGAGCAUCAGCGCCAGCAGCAAGAGCAGCAAUUGCAGCAGCAAGAGCAGCAGCUGCAACAACAAGAACAUCAGCUGCAACAGCAAGAGCAUCAGCGGCAGCAGCAAGAGCAGCAAUUGCAGCAGCAAGAGCAGCAAUUGCAGCAGCAAGAGCAGCAGCUGCAGCAAGACGCGCAGCAGCUGCAGCAAGACGCGCAGCAGCUGCAACAGCAGGAGCAUCAGCGGCAGCAGCAGGAGCAUCAGCUGCAACAACAGGAGCAUCAGCGGCAGCAGCAAGAGCAGCAAUUGCAGCAGCAGCAGCAGCAACUGCAGCAGCAGGAGCAGCAACUGCAGCAGCAGGAGCAGCAACGGAAACAGCAAGAGCAGCAAUUGCAGCAGCAAGAGCAGCAAUUGCAGCAGCAGGAGCAGCAACGAAAACAGCAAGAGCAGCAAUUGCAGCAGCAGGAACGCGUGCAGGGGCGGAUAUACAGCAGAUGCAGCAGUUGCGGCAGCAGUUGCAGCAGCAGCUGCAGCACCAAGCGGAGGAGCAGCAGCAGCAGCAACAAGAACAGCAGCAGCAGCAGCAGCAGCAGCAGCAGCGGCUCCAGCACCUGCAACAGCAGCUCGACAGGCAGAGGCAGCUAGCAACCUCGAGGCAUGAAGAGUGCUGUACGCUGCAGCAGCAGCUUCACCAGCAGAAAACAGCAGCAACUAAGGAACUGCAAAAGCAGAAGGCAGAGGCAGAGGCGGAGCAGCGUCAUGCGCAGCAACUACAGCAGCAGCAGCAGCAGACAUUGGAGGAACUGCAACACCAAUGCGCGCAGCUGCAGCAGCAGCAGCAGGAGCAGCAGCAGGAGCAUGCGAGUAAGCAGCAAGAACUGCGGCAAAGCCUGCAGCAGCAACAGCAGCACGUCAGUGAGCUCGCUAGGCAAGCCGAAGAGGCUGCUGCAUCAGCUGCAACGCAGACAGCUGAACUACAGCGAUGCAGAGACACAGCAGCAGGAGCUGCAACAGACCAAACAGCUCACGCAGCAGCUGGAGAGGGAUGCAAGGGCAGCCAGUGCUCGUUGUGA
This is a messenger RNA of Cyclospora cayetanensis, 1230 nucleotides long. RefSeq names its product AF4/FMR2 family member 4-like. The record is from RefSeq and is a predicted model, not a curated record. The transcript is spliced from 4 exons. The annotation marks the transcript as partial. NCBI's taxonomy places the organism in Eukaryota, Apicomplexa, Conoidasida, Eucoccidiorida, Eimeriidae.